This is a messenger RNA of Teleopsis dalmanni, 3204 nucleotides long. It is a transcript of the gene Flacc, whose product is annotated as fl(2)d-associated complex component. Bases 101 to 3130 code for a protein of 1009 amino acids. Lineage: Eukaryota; Metazoa; Arthropoda; Insecta; Diptera; Diopsidae. The record is from RefSeq and is a predicted model, not a curated record. Gene Ontology annotation, cellular component: RNA N6-methyladenosine methyltransferase complex. The transcript is spliced from 4 exons.
GUAAAAAGAAGCAUUGUAUGUGAGUUGUCAGUUUUCGCAGUUAAAAGAAGAGACGGAAUACAUUUUGUGGAAAAAUUUGUACACAAUAAACUGUUUUAACAUGGAUAAAAAAUCUAAAGAAGCAUUAAGACGUUAUAAAAAGUCACGUCAAGCUCCAUCCAGUUCCGAGAGUUCGAGUAGUUCUGAAUCUGAUUCCGGCUCAUCGGGUAGCACUUAUUCAAGCUCCGAUAGUGAUAGAAGACGUAAAAGGAAAAAGGCUAGUAGUUCCUCUGAUGAACGAAGAAAACGAGAAAAGCGUGAGAAAUGUAAAAAAUUGGAAGCGAAAAGGCUUGACUUAAAACGUAAACUAAAACUUAAGAAAAAAGCUGCGGCGGCUGCUGCUGCGUUAAGUGGACACUCUCAUCAUCCACUGUCUCCUAGCACGCAAGCGAAGAUAAAGAAAUUGGCAGAACGUAAGCAUCGUGAACGGGAGCGAAUGAAACAUCGUGCUGAUAGAGAGCGUCAUCAUGCUAGUAGUCGUUCACCGUCGAAAAUAACUAAAAUUAGAAUAACCCAGGAAGUUAAAAGGCAAAAAUCUCCACAACGUGUACAUCAUCAAUUGAUGCCACGUGAAAAAAUUAUUAUACAAACUCGUACACGUGACCGUACACCAUCUGCAGAACGUGACCGCCAAAGACAUGAACAUAAAAUUCGGCAUCAUGAUGAUUUGAUUAGAGAACGUGAACGUCGUGAAAGAGACAAGGAGCGUGCUGAGGCAUUGGCACGUUGUCAGGAACGUCAAAGAGAACGUGAACGUUUAGCACGUGAAAAGAUUCGACGUGAAGAUGAAGAUAAAAAGUAUGGCUCAUCAGAACGUAGCGAAAGAUUGCUACCACGACCAGCCGAACGAGAGUUAGCUAUUGCACAGGCAAGAGGUUACAAUAGUCGUGAACGUUCCUUGGAAGCAGUUGAACGGUCACGACAUGUUUCUAAGCGAGAUCUUGCAUACGAGCGCGAACGCGAGUACAUGGAAGCAGAAAGGCGUGGUUUACUUGAGCGAGAUGAGUUGCGUCGUGAGCGGGAAUAUAUGGUAUCACGGCGUAGGGACUUGAGUCCUUUAGGUGACCAUUACACAUCACGUUUACGCGAUCCUCGUGAAAUGUAUUCUGAAGAAGAGAGAGAUAGGUCAUACAAUAGAAGUUAUAUUGAUGAAACCAGACAUACACGAGAACGCGACACUUGGUUGGAUACUCGUGAACGUGAAUUGCAUGAUAUGCACGACCAUAGAGAUUUUCGCGAAAUGGACCAUGAUAUGAUAUAUACUGAUGAACGCGAACGUAUUACACGAGAUAGAGAGCGUGCUAUCAGUACACGUGGUGAUUGGAAAGCUGAUUGGGAGAUGCCACGUGAACGUACUUGGGAGGAGCCUGUUCGCAGUGGUUUUCAAAAACGAACUAAUCCAAAUGCAAUUACACCCAGCGUUGUUUCUGCAAAAGUACUGCAACGUGAUCAACGAGCACCUUCGGAACCUGAUUGGGAUGCUGAUGAAAUCAAAGAAAAACCAGAUAGUAAGGCAGAAAAGCCCAUAUUACGUGAAGCACCAGGUUUUAGUGGUGCAACUACUCAACGAGAUGUGUGGUCGGAACAUGAUCAACGAGAUAAAAACUUGAUACCAUCACGAACUGAACAGCUGGAUAGACGUUGGCAAAAUGAGUGGCGUGAUGGAGAAGAACCCUUACCACGUAGUGGUCCUGGCCUAAUGAUACAUCAUCGUAGUGAACGCGGUAGAGGUUUUAGACGUGGAGGUUUAAUUGAUCAUGGGGAACGUGUUCCUUCAGGUGGGGGCUAUAGACCUCAUCCACCACCACUGAUGACACUACCAGUCCAACCACCAGGUGGUUAUCAUAGUAAUCCACGUUUUCCAAAUAAACGCAGUAUGACAUAUACUAAUCCCAAUUUAAUUAAAAAACAACAGGCAGCUUUAGCAGCAGCAAAAGCCGCUGCUCAGGCUAGUGCAGUGGCUGCGGCAACUACUGCAGUUGCGGCAGCUAAAGCAGCAGCACAAAGUGCAGCAAAUGCUGUUACAAAUCCAGGCAUUUUAGGUCAAGUAAGCGUAGUACGUCCACAGCAAGGAUCUACGAUUGAAGAAGAUAAGCCUGAAGCCGGAGAAAUUGUAGCUGACACUGAUAACAAAUUCAAUGUCGAAAAGGUGGUUGAAGAAAAAUCUUCAGAAACUGUUACAGAAAUUGCAACUGUAGACGAUAAAGGAAAUGGAGAACUCAGCGAAAUCAGUGAUAGCGAUGAUGACAUACUCAAUAAGACAGAAAGAAAAGCUAAGACUGAUGCUGAAAAUGAGAUCAGUUUAAAGGAAUCAACGCAAUCCGACAGCAUAACUGAACCGAAAAUAUCACAAAAUGAAGAUACAAUAAACACAGAAGAAAAAGCUGACGAUGAAGAAAUGUUAGAUUUUGAAGAAAUAUCUGAUGGAGAAUUGGAAGAAGAUGCCCGUCACAAAGGUGUUGGUGAUGCUUUAGGUGUCGAUUGGGCAUCAUUAAUAGCCGAAACCAAACAACAGGCUGGAAACACAACACCAAGUGCCAACGAUCAACACACAACAGCCAAACAAAAAUGGCAACCACAUCGUAUUAUACUUGAUAUUGGCAUAUCUAUGCGUAUGGGUGGUGAGGAUUAUGCUAGACGUUUACUUACAGAAUCAAAACAAAAACUUUAUGAAGAGCUCGGAGAGUUGAAUAUCAAAACUGAAAUUAAAAGUGAAAUAUGUGCUGGAGAUGAAGACUCUCAAAUUACAAUGGAGACUGAUGAGAACACAAAUGAUGUAGUUAAUUGUAAGCCUCAAUUAAAACCAUUCGAUGAAAAUAAUCAAAGUACUCUCAACAUUAAUCAUAUGCAUCCGCUCGCCUAUAUGCAAGUGGGUGAACGUUUAAGUAAUAAGGAAAAGAGCAAAUUAAUUUCAAAUGUUUGCGGACCUAACAGCCGGGCUUUGAGCGCUUGUCAAGAUUUGAAAAUACGUAGACUUCUGUGCGGUUUACCUGCUAGAGAAUGCGUAAUGCCAAGAGCGUUACCUGCUGUCAGUGACAAAUUAAAGCGUUUGGCUUUCGCUGCUUAUCAGAGAACUUUAGAAGUCAAAUAAAUAUUUGAAAUAUUAUCUAUGGUCUUAUUUUAUGGUUCGGAAUUAAUCCGAUUUAGUUAGAGAUUCUCAUGUAU